GAUAAAGAGUAUAGCUAGAUGUAUUAAUAAAAAAAUGCGAUAGCAAUAAUUAAAAUUUUAUUUUUAAACAAUUUAUCAAGAUGCUUCGUACGAUUAAGUUGUCAACUAAAUAUUCACCAAUUAAAUAUAUAUUUAAUAAUGGUACUAUACGAUCUCUAGCAACUGAUGAUAGUGGAAAUGAAAAAAAAAGUAAGAGAUUAGAGGAAUUUAGGAAAAAAUUACGUGAAACUACUCCAAUAGAUAAACUGGAAGAAUUCGAAGAAGGAAAACAUCCUUAUCAGGAAAAAGAACCUCUGAAACCAUUUCCUAAUAAUACCAAUCCAGAAACAGGAGAAAUUGGAGGACCUAAAGGUCCUGAACCAACACGUUAUGGUGAUUGGGAACGAAAAGGUCGUGUAUCAGAUUUUUAAAAUAUUAUAAAUAUAGAAUUAAAUUGAAAUUAGGUUGAUAAACAAGUGAAAAUAAACAAGUGAGUUUAAUUUA
Molecule: messenger RNA, 483 nt
Organism: Chelonus insularis
Lineage: Eukaryota; Metazoa; Arthropoda; Insecta; Hymenoptera; Braconidae
Product: succinate dehydrogenase assembly factor 4, mitochondrial-like
Exons: 3
Coding region: 81-410 (109 amino acids)
Biological process (GO): mitochondrial respiratory chain complex II assembly
Cellular component (GO): mitochondrion
Source: RefSeq, a predicted model, not a curated record